AUGUCUGACAGCACACACAAGGUUCCCAUUGGCAAAACCAUAGUGAUCAUCACCCAAGUAAUCACCACUUCAGAUCAGCUUAAUCAAAGCCUGGAGGAUUUGCUAUGGUACACUCAGCACGAUGACUUAAAGCGUCUAGUAGGCUUGGAUGUAGAGAAACAUUACAGUUCAUCUAUUUCUUCUACCUCUAGCAUUGAAAAGGUUUCUGCUGUAAUGUUAUGUUGUGGCAACUAUUGCUUAAUCAUCCAACUACUCCACAUGGAUUCAAAUGCAUCUUGCUAUCUCUCCAAAUUCCUCCAACUUGAAGGGUUAACUUUUGUUGGUGUUCAGAUUCAGCAUUGCCUCAAAGCAUUGGAUAGGGAUUAUGGGAUCAAGUGUAGGAAUGCGUUAGAUUUGGACCUUGCCACCUCUGGAAGAAGUGAACGCGGAGAAGCAAAAAGAGAAGCAGUGAUUGCAUGCAUUUAUCUUGCAGUUCGUCCUCUUUUUCUGUAUGAUAUAUUAAGGGCCUGCAUACUUGCAGUAUGA
This is a messenger RNA of Spinacia oleracea (spinach), 525 nucleotides long. RefSeq lists its product as uncharacterized. Gene Ontology annotation, molecular function: 3'-5' exonuclease activity; nucleic acid binding. Gene Ontology annotation, biological process: nucleobase-containing compound metabolic process. Lineage: Eukaryota; Viridiplantae; Streptophyta; Magnoliopsida; Caryophyllales; Amaranthaceae. The transcript has 3 exons. The record is from RefSeq and is a predicted model, not a curated record. Bases 1 to 525 code for a protein of 174 amino acids. Gene Ontology annotation, cellular component: cytoplasm; nucleus.